AUGGCCACCAACCCGCAGCCGCAGCCGCCGCCUCCCGCGCCGCCGCCUCCCCCGCCGCAGCCGCAGCCGCCGCCGCCGCCGCCGGGCCCCGGGACUGGCCCGGGCGCGGGCGGGACGGGCGGCGCGGGGGCCGGCGCGGGGGACCCGCAGCUCGUGGCCAUGAUCGUGAACCAUCUCAAGAGCCAGGGGCUCUUCGACCAGUUCCGCCGGGACUGCCUGGCCGACGUGGACACGAAGCCUGCUUAUCAGAAUCUGAGACAGCGAGUUGACAACUUUGUUGCAAACCACUUAGCAACUCACACAUGGAGUCCCCACCUCAAUAAGAACCAGCUGAGAAACAAUAUUAGACAACAAGUACUCAAAUCAGGAAUGUUGGAGUCUGGUAUCGACCGAAUUAUUUCUCAGGUUGUGGAUCCAAAGAUCAACCACACGUUCAGACCUCAGGUGGAGAAAGCUGUGCAUGAGUUUUUGGCCACGCUGAAUCACCGGGAGGAAGCAGGGGGCAGCGCCGCGCCCGAGGAGGAGAGGCCGGACUCCGCCGUCGGCACACAAGGUGCCCCUGCUGCUGGGCCCAGUGCCAGUGUGGCCAACGAUGCCAUGUCCAUCUUGGAAACCAUCACUUCUCUUAACCAAGGAGCUACCGCCGCCAGGGCUUCCACAGAGGCGUCGAACGCCAAGACCAGCGAGCGAGGGUGCAGAAAGCUCCCGGCCCAGCCGAGUGCUGACGCGAGCGCUGAGAAGGACAGGCCCUCAGACGACACCACCGAGAAAGACAAGGCUGUGCCGGACUCCGGGGGCGGCGGACAGGAAGCGGCCCCCAGGUCUGAGGAAUGGACAGAGCUCCCUUGUCCGGUUGAAGAAGUUAAAAAUCACACAAAAGAGAGUGGUAGUUCAGUUCUGCUCGGUAAAGAUGCUCCACAGAAAAGCAGCGACCAAAAAAAUAAAUCAGCAGACAAAGGGGAAAAGAAACCAGACAGCAACGAAAAAGGAGAAAGAAAGAAGGAAAAGAAGGAAAAGACUGAAAAGAAAUUUGAUCACUCAAAACGGAGUGAAGAUAUACAAAAGGUCAAAGAUGAAAAACAAGCAAAGGAUAAAGAAACAGAGUGUACAAAAGUUCCUUCAGAAAAGAACAGUAAUAAAGCUAAAGCCAUGGAAGGGACAAAAGAAGAUAACUCUGUGAUAGAAUCUGAUGUGGAUGGACUUACAGACAUUACAGUUAGCUCUGUUCAUACCAGUGACCUCUCAUCUUUUGAAGAAGACACUGAGGAGGAGGUUGUAAUGUCUGAUAGCAUGGAAGAAGGAGAGAUUACGUCAGAUGAUGAAGAGAAGAACAAACAGAAUAAAACAAAAACUCAAACCUGUGACCCCAGUGAAGGAAGAGCUAAAAGUGUGCGGCAUGCUUACAUUCACAAGCCGUACCUUUACUCAAAGUACUACAGUGACUCUGACGACGAACUCACUGUUGAACAGCGGCGACAGUCGAUUGCUAAAGAAAAAGAAGAGAGACUUUUAAGAAGGCAAAUUAAUAGAGAAAAACUUGAAGAAAAACGAAAACAGAAAGCAGAAAAGACAAAGUCUUCGAAAGCUAAAAGUCAAGGCAAAAACAGUAUGGAACUGGAAGAAUCAUCAACAAAGAAUUUGGAACCGAAAGCCCCCAGAAUUAAAGAAGUCCUUAAAGAGCGGAAAGUUUUAGAGAAAAAAGUAGCCUUAAGCAAAAAAAGAAAAAAAGACUCGAGGAAUGUUGACGAGAAUUCUAAAAAGAAACAGCAAGCUGAAGAGGAUUCCAAAGAAACCCCCAAAACAAGUGAGCAUUGUGAAAAGGAAAAGGUGUCUUCUUCCAAGGAUUUGAAGCAUGUCCAUACGAAAAGUGAAGGAGGCAAACCUACCCGCAGACUCUCGGAGUGUUUGCAUUCAGCUGAUGAAAACAAAAGUGAAUCCCGACUAGAAAGAGAACAUAAAAGGCGGACGUCUGCCCCUGUCUUGGUGGAAGGGGCACAGGAACAGACUGACGCACGAGAUGGGAAAAGGCCAGUGGAACGCUCAGAAAUGGGUGCAGAAGAACCCCAGAAACAGAAAAACACACUCAAGACUGAAAAGCAUCUAAAGAAAGAUGAUUCUGAAACACCGCAUGUGAAAAACCUCCCUAAGAAAGAGAUGAAGUCCUCUAAGGAGAAGCCCGAAAAAGAGAGAAGUCUGUCCGAAGACAAGUUGUCUACGAAGCACAAAUACAAAGGGGACAGUGUGCAUAAAACAGGCGACGAGACCGAGCUUCACUCCUCCGAGAAGGGCCUAAAAGUAGAGGAGAGUGUUCAAAAGCAAAGCCAACAAACCAAGCCUUCUUUGGAUGAUAAAGCUGAACGAAAAAGUAAACACAGGAAUGAAAGGAAAUUAUCCAUUUUAGGCAAAGAUGGAAAGCCAGUUUCUGAAUAUAUCAUAAAAUCAGAUGAGAAUGCUCGUAAAGAAAACAACAAAAAAGAGCGACACCUGUCGACCGAUAAGACUAAAGUGGAGCACAGAUCGAGGCGAUCGGGUGACUCUAAAAUUCAGAAAGAUGCACUGGGUUCCAAGCAACACGGACUCACAUUGCAGAGAAGAAGUGAAAGCUACUCGGAGGAGAGGUGUGACACGGACUCGGCUAGUGCAGAUAGCAGUUCAAAGCCAGAAGAGGCCGUUCACAAGGAGAGGCGAAGAACAAAAAGCGUGUUAGACGAGAGACUUAUGUUCAGGUCUAAAUCAAAAAGUCAAGGCAAGCCGUUGAAAGUCCUUGAAAUGGAAUUGCAAGAAGGUAUCACCAAACAGGCAACCACUUCGAAACCAGAUAAGGAAAAGAACACAGAAGAAAAUGACCCAGAUAAACAACGGAAGUGUAAAGCCGAGGACAGAUCUGAGGAAGCUGGUGUUGAGCCUGCAUUAGAGAGUGCGGCUUCUGCAGCCCACAGUGCCCAGAAGGACUCCAGUCACAGAGCUAAGCUGCUCUUGGCCAAGGACAAACACAAGGUUGAGAAAGAGCCAGGGUCCUCCAGACUGGAGAGAAAGUUAUCCGACGGGCACAAAAGCAGAAGCUUAAAGCACAGUAGUAAGGAUGUGAAAAAGAAGGAAGAAAACAAGGCUGAUGACAAGGACAGUAAAGAAGUUGACAGUAAUCAUGAGAAGGCCAGAGGGAAUAGCUCAGGCGUGGAGAAGAAGUUAAGCCGGAGGUUGUGUGAAAAUCGAAGAGGGAGCUCGUCCCAAGAAACAACCAGAGGAGAAGAGAGAUCAGCCAGCGCCCUGGGCACUCCCGGUGCUGCCUCCCUCCAGAGACCAAAGAGAGGCGGCGGCGAUGCCACCCUGAUCCCUGAGCAGGAGCCCAUGGAGACUGACGCAGAGCCUGCUGUUGACAGUGUCCCUGCAGUAUCGAAACCCCCCGAGAGCAGCAGUCACGGCGCUCAGCAAGACAUCAGCUCUGACAAUGUGACGAAACAGAAAGCGUCGGCCGCAGUUCCGAAGGACGAGCUAAGAACUUCCACAGUAGAUGCAAAAGCCGCUGCUCUGGCCUGUAAAUCGGGUCGUGGGAACGGGGUCGCUAGUCAUUCGGAAAAGCACGCCGACCAUAAGAGCACUGUGACCAAGAAGGCGCACGUCCAGAGCGCUGCGCCCAGACCGCACCCCGGCGAGAGGGAGCCCCCCCAGCAGGGACCCCAUGAAACGAGCGCAGGCUCCGAAGCCGGUCACAGGAUGUUGCCUCGUGCCCAGUCAGAAAAUGACAGGGCACAAAAGAACGCAAAGCACACAAGACCUGCUGAGGUGCGUGGUGUUCAAGGAGACGCUGUUCUCGAACAUUCCACAAGUUCAGACCCCUCGCCGUCCUUCAGUUCCGUGGCUGCUGUACCUCAGAGACAGUCUCGUGACGUCGAUGUAACUCCGAGAGCUGCCAGAAGAGCGGUUUCAGAAGGCGGCCCCUCCCAGGGGGACCACCCUGACCUCUCGCACCAAAACGUGACUCUCAGGGAGUCAGAAGUCCCGAGAACGAGUCACAGCCAAGAGGGCAGAGCGCUUGCCCCAGCAGACACACCAGCAAAAGCAAGCCUAGAGAGCAGAAGACACAUUCCAGAAGCUUCCCAGGCCGCCGUGCUGCACAGUAAACAAGGGAAGGGCAGUGUGCCUCUGGGCAGCAAGUCCACCGACACGAUUCUGGAGAAUGAGAACGUUAACAAAGACGGCGGCUUGAUGGUCACGGCCGGGAGAGAACGUGACUUCAGCACCGAGCCCCCCUCCAAGCCGGCAGGUAGAGCUGCAGACGGUGGCAGAAGGGACAGCCUCGCUGCCGACCGCGUCGUAAGCAUGAGUGCCAGAAAAGAUGCCAGAGCUGCUGAGCUUAGGCACAGUAGAGGCCCGGGCGAAGCAGAGCACCUGUCGGUCGAUGUUGAAAGAAGGAAAGAACACAGUGAGGUCGACACCAGCGUGGGAGGUCCCGCUGCCGCCUCCGGGUCACACCAAAGGGCUCGGAAGACGGAGGAUGUGGUGGCCGGCUCUGGCAGUGCAGAGAAGACUUCUCUCGCCACCAGCUCCGAAGGGGACAAAGACGUUACCUCGAACCCCGUGAAAGCUGGGGUUGCCACAACCACGUCUGCAGAGUCACGAGACGGGGAGGUGGUGCUGCCUUGCACGAGGAUCGAGGCGGACGAAGGCCUGACCGGGCGCCCCGGGAACGGUCCCCUGCGCGCCGGGGUGGACGGCGGCCGGUGCACCGUGUUCGCCGCGGCAGAGGAAGGGGCUGUGGUCACAGAGGGCCUGGCGGGGAGCGAGACUGCGCUCACGAGCACCAAGGAGGGCGAGAGCGCGGACUGUGCUCUGGCGGGGUCCGAGGGGCCCGCCGCAGGCCCGGUGGCCGCUCAGGCAGCCGCAGUGGACGCCAAGGUCAACAGCGCUGCGGCGGAAGAGAAGGAUGACGCUGUGACCAGCGCCGGCUCUGAAGGAAAGUGUGAAGGGUCUUCCAGGGGAGACUCGGCAAGAGUCGGGGGGACUGUUACUUUCACCGGGGAAGGCGAAAGCGACGGAGCUGUAACAAGUGCUGGGACAGAAAUGCGAGAGGGAUCCUUAAGCAGUGAAGAGGUCGACGGGUUCCAGAGAAAUGUGAUGAGGAUGGGCCCCAAAAAAGAAACCGCGGGGACUGUGACAUGCACAGGAGCCGCCAGGGGCAGUGAAAGCUGCCCGGUCACGGGAGCAGGGCCACAGGAGGCGCGUGUGGCCACAGGUGCCGCUGUGGCCCUGGUGGGCCGGGACACGCCUCCGGCAACGAGCGCCACCCAAGAGGGGGACGGGUCUGCGAACGACGGCGCGGAGGCGGAGGGGGAGAGCGCCGUCACCAGCACCGGGAUCACGGAGGACGCCGAGGGGCCGGCCAGCUGCGCGGGGUCGGAGGAGAGCAGCGAGGGCUUUGCUCUGAGCUCUGGCUCAGAAGAGAACGGACAGAGUGCGAUGGACAGCACAGCAGCCAAGGAGGCCACUGACGCCCCAGCGGUCGCUGCCGGUCCCUGUGACGACGAAGGCAUUGUCACCAGCACGGGCGCCAAGGAGGAGGACGACGAGGGGGAGGGCGUGGUGACGAGCACCGGCAGGGGGAACGAAGUCGGGCGCUCCUCGGCCUGCACAGGGCUGGAAGAAGGGGAAGGGGCGCCCCUCUGUGAGAGUGCGGAAGAAGGGGACGGUCAGAUCGGGACUGCCACGGGGCGUGGGGCGGCCGAGGCCGGAGCCACCGCCGGCAGCGCCCACGAAAGCAGCGUCGACAGCGUGAGUGGUGCAGACCAGGAGACGAAAGACACGGAGAUCGGCUCCAGUGCCAAGGGGGUCGUGGAGAGCAGCGUGACCAGCGCGGCUGCGGGGAAGGGCAAGGGGGUUCCAGGGCUCGAAGGUCGUGAGGGUCCCAUCACGACUGCAGCUUCAGGUCAAAGCGACAGUCAGCUCGCCAGGAAAGACAAAGUUGAAGACACCACUAUUUCCACCGGCCUGGUGGGGGGCAGUUACGAGGGACUGGUGUCCGGUGCAGCCCCAGAGUAUGAAGCUCGCCACACGUCACCGGGCGGGAAAGAAGACGAAGGUGUCAUCACCUCUGUGGAGCACGAGGAGUGUGACGGCCUUGUGGCUGCCACAGCCAGUGACAACGUGACCGACCAGACUUGCUUCGCUGGCGGCCAGAGUCAAGGCGCGGGCUUGGUGAUUUCCACCAGUACGACACACAAUUACGUGGUGCAGCUGAGCACCAGCGUGGACGCGGAAGGCCACCCGAGUGCUCCGAGAGCCGAAGGCGAUGUGGACGGCACCGGGGCGAACACGGAGGAAUUCGAGGCCCCCAUGCCCAGUGCCGUGUCAGGAGAUGAGAGCCAGCUCAGUGCUGCGCGACACGAGGACAAAGACGAGUGUGCCAUGAUCUCCACCAGCUUAGGCGAAGACUUCGAGGUGCCCGUGUCCAGCGCAACCACCAUCCUGUGUGCCGGCGGCCAGCAGCCAGUCGCCACCGUCGAAGGAGGAGCCCAAGGCCCCGUGCUGGUCGGCGCCGACGACUUCGAGGUGCCGAUGCCCAGCGCGCCCACGGACGUCGAGAGGCCCCUCGCCUCCACCAGCAAGGAGGAGAAGGACGAAUGCGCGCUCAUCUCCACCAGCAUAGCGGAAGAAGGCGAGGCCUCCGUGUCGGGGGCUGUCGCGGAAAGUGGCCACGAGCCGUCUGUCACGGUCGUGGAGGAAAAGGACGGCAGUGCCGUCAUCUCGACGAGCUCCGUGGAAGACUGUGAGGGCCCGGUGUCCAGCGCUGUCCCUCUGGGGGACGUCCACCCCUCGGCCACACCAGCAGAGGAGGUCAGCGACACCACGGUGAUUUCCACAAGUACCUCUGAAGGACGGGAAGCAGUCAUGAGGGGUGCUGUCCCGCAGGACGAAGACCGGCCUGCUGUUGCAAGAGUGGAGGACUUGGGUGAUGCUGCCCUCAUCUCCACCAGCACGGCCGAGUGUGCGCUGGUUGUCACUGGCCCGGAGAGGCACGAAGACAUUCAGCUGACUGCAAGCAACCCAGAAGGAAGAGGUGACCUGUCCGCUGCAAAGGGGAGCAAGUGUGAGGUUCCUAUGCCCAGCCUCUUUGCUGAGAACAACUGUCAGUGUCCCGGGACCCUCCCAGGAGGGAAAGAAGUGAGCACCAGGGAAGGAUGCGACAGGGCUCCCGUCAGCGAGCUCUCUGCAGAGGGAGGCCAGCUGGAAGAGAAGCCUGUACCCUCCAUCUCCGUUCAGAGCCGGGAUACCAGCCCUGAGGCGGGGACAGCAGGGCACAGCACCUCAGCCAGUCACUCAGCAGGGAGGGACUUGGAGAGCAGAGCCGGCUCAUCUGUUCAUCUGAGACCAGAGCAAACGCCUGGGCAGAAGGCUGAGGAUCCUUCCAUCAGCGCUCCCUCUUUGACAGCAGUCGAUUCCGGUGCUAAAACAGCUGGUGACAUGCCAAGUGUCAGAGACCCUGCGGCCCAGCAGCCCUCUCUUCCUCCCGCCCAGCGGGAGCCUGGGGGCCACUUGGAAACCACCCCUGAUGGUAUUCAUGGCCACGGAUCAGAAAUUGCUCCUUCCUGUUCAGUCCUUCCGGCUGCCUGCAGUGUAGCUCUGCCAGCAGCCAAGUGUGAGCAGGACGUGACCAUGAAGAGUGCCCACGAUGGCAAGUGGGCCGUGCAGGUGUCAGCCGAGAAAGCAGGAGCUGGCGUGGGGACAUCCCUCCGGAAGGAAGGAGACCUCGCGGCCACUGUUUCUUCUGAAGAAAGUUUGGGCGACACAGGCAAUGAAGAGUCUCCAUCAAAUGUUUUGGGAAGAGUGGACUCCAAAGCCAACUUGAAAACUGAGACAUUUGUACCAACAGAGGAAGAGAAAAAUCAUGAAAGUCCAGCACCAUCAGAAAGUCCACGUGGGAGAAAGCCGACCGGAAUAACUGAACUACAGAGGGAGCCUUUGUCAGUGAAUGAGUCACUGAAGGUCAGACAUGCAGGCUCGAGAACGGAUGAGGACGCCCACAGCAAAUCUCGUAACAAAGAAGAGCUGUCCAGUGGUAGAAAAGACAGCACAGAAGCCGGAAGAGGUCACAAUGUUGAAGAGGCGGAAGAGAGAGAGAGGCAUGCGUCCAGAAGGAAGAGGAAGAAGCCGUGCCCCUCUUCAGAGGACGAACUGGAUGAUAACGCAGAUGUCCUGGAUCCCAGAGUGGAAGCGGCACAGAGGCAGUGUACCGCCACGGAGCCCCCGGGUGCCAAGGAAGAGAGCCCUGGAGAUUUGGAAGAAUCAUCUAAAACAAGUCCCAGCAGCAGCAGGGCUGCCUCGCGGGCCUUGGAAGAGAGAGAUGAAUCUAGCAGUGAAGCUGCUGGCGAAAGGACGGAGCAGAAUGAUGAUGACAACGUGAAGUCUCAGGAGGAAGACCAGCCGGUAAUUAUUAAACGGAAAAGAGGAAGACCUCGUAAACACCCCGUGGAAAUAGCAUUAAAAACAAAGGAGGACUGCAAGUCAGACACCGGCACUGCCACUGUAGAACAGUCUCCACCUGGCGGCAAACUGAGAGUAAUGCAAGCAGAUGAGUCCAGCAAAGAAACAGGUGCCCUGCAGGAGAGAAGCGGAAGCAAUGACGACGGUGAAGAAAGAGCGGCAGCAAACGUGCGACGGCGGGGCAGGAAGCCCAAGCGCUCGCUCACUUCCUCCGACGAUGCCGAAUCCUCAGAACCAGAAAGAAAACGCCAGAAAUCCGUUUCUGAAGCGGCCGAGGACAAGAAAGACCCGGAGUCGGAGGAGGAGGAGGAGGAAGAGGAGGAGGACGAGCCGGCGGGAGCCACCACCAGGUCCGCCACGAGGUCCGAGGCUCAGAGGUCAAAGGCGCAGCUGUCCCCUUCCACCAAGCGCAAGAGGGAGGGCAGCCCGCCCGGGGCGCGCACGCGGGGCCAGCAAAGAGUGGAGGAGGCCCCGGGGAAGAAGGCGAAGCGGUAACCGCACUGCUGCGGCUCCUGAGCGGACUUGGAGAGGAGGGAAGAAGCCCGAGCCUCCGGCCAGAGGCUGUUUUUUUUAAACCAGGGAAAGGACACGCAUGUGCUAAGUUCCUAGGUGCCGGCUUUUCCUUAGGUUUUAAACAGCUUUAUAAACUAUUGUUCAUAGAAGAUAUUAUGUACAUUUAUUUCAGAUAAAGGAAAAUAAGUUUACUUUGUAUCUGAAGUCAAAACAACGUAGCUGUAUAUUUUAACAUUGGAAAUUGGGAUUUCCCGCUGGGGCACAUCACGAAUGCAAACCCUUCCAGCCAUCAGACACCAGGCUGCCUGCUGGUCCUCUGUGUACAGUAUAUAAACAUGUAAAAAUAGGUUGUAUUUUACUCUGUGUAUGAUGCUAAUCAAUGAACACUUAUUUAUUUUACAAAGAAAACUUAUCUGUGAACUUUACUAUAUAUCUGUUUAUUUUAUUUUAUUAUUUUUUUAAUUAAAAAAAAAAAAAGGUUUUAAAUGCUAUGCAGUCAUCAGUAGAAGUGUUUUAGGAACGCCUGCCCUGUGCCUGAAUAUGACCUGGCAGGGAUACAGGGCCUUCUCCGUGUGCUCAAGUGAAGUAGUUUAGCUCAAGGCCCCAUCGCUCUUCUAUUCGCAGCUGUGACUGUUUUUAAGAAUGUAACUUGUUUUAGAUUAUACUCCAUCGGUGACUUGACCACCGCCCCACUGGCGAGCGAGCGGGACCUGGUUCAGGGAAAGGGCCGCCCUGCCCGCUGCAGCAGAAGCCCCUCCUCCCGUGGCCCCGCCCCCGCGGCUCGGCCCUGUUCUUCCCCUACCAUCCUCAGUGGAGAGAACGCUUUGAAGGUGAGGUCACUCCUAUCAUGAGUCAGGACUUUAUGUUGUUUCCUACAUGAUUAUUGCAGGAUGGGAACUGGCUUUAUGCCAGAUCCUUUUUUAAACACCUUGAAACUCCCAUAUGAGCAAACUGUCCAACUUAUGUUUUUCAUAAGAUUAAACUUUUCUUACGAUCAAAUUUGUCUCUAGCAAUGAUGUGAUGAGUUGCCAAA
Molecule: messenger RNA, 10024 nt
Organism: Molossus molossus (Pallas's mastiff bat)
Lineage: Eukaryota; Metazoa; Chordata; Mammalia; Chiroptera; Molossidae
Gene: BOD1L1
Product: biorientation of chromosomes in cell division 1 like 1
Exons: 26
Coding region: 1-8973 (2990 amino acids)
Source: RefSeq, a predicted model, not a curated record